Molecule: messenger RNA, 678 nt
Organism: Alternaria atra
Lineage: Eukaryota; Fungi; Ascomycota; Dothideomycetes; Pleosporales; Pleosporaceae
Exons: 2
Coding region: 1-678 (225 amino acids)
Cellular component (GO): cytoplasm
Molecular function (GO): glutathione transferase activity; glutathione binding
Source: RefSeq, a predicted model, not a curated record
AUGCCAGCCUUUACCCUAUAUGGCUUUCUCGGUUCGACCAACACCAAUCGUGUCCGCCUGACCCUUGCUGAAGGUGGCUUCACGGAUUAUGAGUUUGUGCUUGUCGACCUGCAGAAAGGGGAACAGAAGUCGGAAGAACACACGAAGCGUCACCCAUGGGGUAAAGUUCCCGCUGUCACAUUUCCCGAUGGGUUCGCUCUCUACGAGAGCCGCGCUAUCUGCAAGUAUCUGGCGAGGAAGUAUUCCUUCCCACUUCUACCCCAGAGCUCCGAUAUUGAAGCCGCAGCACUAUUCGACCAAGCGGAAUCCUCAGAAAUACUCUACUUCGCCGAUCCCGCGGGUAAAAUCGCAUUCGAGAAGUUUGUAAAGAGGAAGUUCACGGGAUUACCUCCUAACGAAACCGUUGUGUCAGACGCACUGCGGUCGCUUGAAGCGUUCUUCGACGUGGCAGAAUGUCUCCUAAAAGACAAAGACUACAUGGCCGGAAACGAAUUUACGCUCGCGGAUAUCAACUACAUUCCAUUGAUUCAGAGGCUGUUCGCGUGCGGGUGUGGGGACGUCAUCCUCAGUCGCAAGGCUGUGAGUGCUUGGUGGAAUCGCUGCAUAACAAGGCCAGCCAUACAGAAGCUGCUAGCCGCUGACAAGGAAGCUAUGGCUGCGGCUACCGCUCAUAAAUAG